AUGUGCGUUAUCGUCAAAUACGCUUGCCAGAACUGCAAGCAGGAGACUGGCCAGCGCGACUACGUGCGACACACCGACGGCCAGCGCUUUCCCAUUCCUGACCCCAAGAUGGAGAUCGUCUCUUUUUGCACAGAGCUGAUUCCCCUACGCGUCAUCGUCCACAAGCCCUCCGUCCAGUCAGUUGACUUCCCUUGCGAGAACCCGGACUGUGCCGGUAUGAAGGUUCACUACGACAAGCAUGAAUAUGACGAUGAGGAGGGACGCAUAGUUGGUCUCCUUGGUGCGACAGCCGAGAUCGUGGCCGAGGAGGGUAGGAGUGACAACGAUGUCAAGGAGAUGCUGCAACAGAUGGGCAUCGAUCAGAGCGAUAUGGAGGAGCUUUCCGAUGUCACGAUUGAGAAGUGGACUGGCCUUGCUGAGGACAAGCUGAAGCAGAUGGCUGUGAAUGGUGACACCAUCCAGGAUGUCAAGAAAGUUCUCCAGGCUACUACUGGUUUCAAGUACACGAACUACAUGGUGUUUACCAAGGCUGCCACAUUUGGAAUCAGGCGGAACCGAUUUGGAGCUGGCCCAGCCAAUGCCGACGAGUGCAAGCCGAUGUGA
Messenger RNA from Diaporthe amygdali, 603 nucleotides. RefSeq lists its product as uncharacterized. Bases 1 to 603 code for a protein of 200 amino acids. The record is from RefSeq and is a predicted model, not a curated record. The transcript is spliced from 3 exons. NCBI's taxonomy places the organism in Eukaryota, Fungi, Ascomycota, Sordariomycetes, Diaporthales, Diaporthaceae.